GAAGGAAGGCUGCCAGGAGGGAAGAAGCAGGCCGGGCCUUCGCUGCUGCUGCUACUGCGUCGCCGCCGCCGCCGCUGCCUCCUUUCGCCGAAGGAGGGAGGCGAAGAGAGCGCGAGAGGGGCAACGCGAGGCCGCGGCUGAGGCGGAGGCCUAGGCCUCUCUCCCUUCAUGAUGGCGUCCUCCUGAGGAGGAGGAGGCCCUUCCUUCCGCGCCGCCCGGGGGAGCGGGUCAUGGGCUUCGGCGCCGGGAGGCAAGAAGAAGCCGGAAGGAGACGAAGAAGGAGAAGGAGAGGCAGGCAAGGCAAGGAGAGGCAGGCCCAGACCCCAUUGCAGCUGAGAAGGAGACCCCUAGUAGCAGCAGCAGCACCUGCUUCCUUGCAGCAGGAGGCCGCAAGGAGGAGGUCGUGAGGGACGGCAGCCAUGGCUCACUCUCCGGUGGCUGUGCAGGUACCAGGAAUGCAGAACCAUAGAGCAGACCCCGAGGAGCUUUUUACAAAGCUCGAACGCAUCGGGAAAGGAUCCUUCGGGGAAGUCUUUAAAGGCAUUGAUAAUCGGACGCAGCAAGUGGUGGCCAUCAAAAUCAUAGACCUGGAAGAGGCCGAAGAUGAAAUCGAAGACAUCCAGCAGGAGAUCACUGUUCUGAGCCAAUGCGACAGUCCAUACGUCACAAAAUAUUACGGCUCCUAUUUAAAGGGCACAAAGUUAUGGAUAAUAAUGGAAUACUUGGGCGGGGGAUCGGCAUUGGAUUUGCUCCGGGCUGGCCCAUUCGACGAGUUCCAGAUCGCGACGAUGCUCAAGGAAAUCCUGAAAGGCCUCGACUAUCUACACUCAGAGAAGAAGAUCCACAGAGAUAUAAAAGCCGCCAAUGUCUUGCUGUCGGAGCAAGGAGACGUCAAACUCGCAGAUUUUGGUGUCGCGGGACAACUGACUGAUACCCAAAUCAAGAGAAACACCUUUGUCGGCACGCCGUUCUGGAUGGCCCCCGAAGUCAUUCAGCAGUCAGCUUACGACUCAAAGGCUGAUAUCUGGUCUCUGGGAAUUACUGCCAUCGAACUGGCGAAAGGAGAGCCGCCCAACUCCGACAUGCACCCGAUGCGAGUGCUCUUUCUUAUCCCCAAGAACAACCCUCCCACUUUAAUAGGGGACUUCAGCAAACCCUUCAAAGAGUUUAUAGAUGCCUGCCUCAACAAGGACCCAACAUUUCGCCCCACAGCGAAGGAACUCCUAAAGCACAAAUUCAUCCUAAAGAAUGCCAAGAAGACAUCUUACCUGACGGAGCUGAUCGACAGGUUUAAGAGGUGGAAAGCCGAAGGGCACAGCAGCGACGAAACUGACUCUGACGGUUCUGAUUCGGAGUCUAGCAACAAGGAGAACAAUUCCCACCCGGAGUGGAGUUUUACUACAGUUCGGAAGAAGCCAGAUGCCAAGAAACUGCAGAACGGAACAGACCAAGAUCUCAUGAAAACCCUGAGCUGUUUAUCCAUGAUCAUCACCCCUGUCUUUGCCGAGCUCAAGCAGCAAGACACCAAUAAUGCCAGCAGGAAGAAGGCCAUCGAAGAACUUGAAAAAAGCAUCAGUUUGGCUGAAACGACGUGUCCGGGGAUCACAGACAAGAUGGUGAAGAAGCUGAUGGAGAAGUUUCAGAAGUUUUCCGUGAACGAAUCCUCCUAAGCAAUGGAUGCAGGCGAAAUCCGGCAUCCAGUCCACCAGAACCUACUCUAGAAAAAGCUUGGCAAAUGCUUUGGUCGUCAGCUCCUUGUGCCUUUCGGGAUCAUUGCGACGUUAUCUGAGGAUCGGGGGAUUUCAAAGGACCGGACUCUACUGAUUUCGUGAUGGCUUCUUCUUCUUCUUUUUGUAUCUCCGAGACACAUCCCUUUUUAUUUUAAUUUGUAAAGAGCAACUUUUAAUAGGGUAGUUGCCACCGAUUUAAUCCAGUUGAGAACAAACACCAUGCGUUUGGCUUCUAGGUGUAAUGUAGAGGUGACCUGUUACCAAUUUGAGUGUUUGGAGGCAGAGGACGCCUGUUCGGUCACUUGGUGAAAAGGACAUUUUUCUGACUGUCUUCUUGCUCCUUUGGUUCGAAAGCGACCCAUGUAUACAUUCAUAGAUCGCCGAAACGAGGCGUCUUUCCACCGAAAUACAUAACCUUUGGCCAACUUUCUAGCCGGCGAAACGCCUUAAAACCCUGCGGCUUUUUUGGGAAAACGGGCUCUGGUGUUUCCGAGGCCGCUCCACAAUUGCCUCCCGUUUUUGAGAGCAAUAUGCCGAUAGCUUUGCGAGUUUCACAUUGUAGCUUAGUGUACAGUUUGUAGAUGUCUUUCCCCCCUUUAUAGUUAAAUCAUUCAUCAUGGUAAGGAGAAUUUUGUUAAAAAGCAAUAUCGUUGCGGAAGGCCUUUUUGGGAGGGGGGGGGCAAUAACGGACCCGCACUCCGGCUUCAUUGAACCCCCGUUUUUCAUUUUGGGAGGAAAUGCCUAGCAAACAUGUAUCAAAACGCGUGCGACCAACACCAGCGAUGUUUGGAUUUUCUCUUCCUGUAAGAUAUUUAUACGCUUUGUUCCUAGAAAAUUACAUAGAAUUGCGUCGCCGUACGCUUAAUUUCCCCUAUUAUAUAUAUAUAUAUAUAUAUAUAUAUAUAUAUAUAUAUAUAUACACCCGUUAAUAUGCAAAAUAACUUGAGUUAUAGAUAUUCUUUCACAGAACAACAACAACAAAAGGUAGUACUGUGCAGUAGGGGUGAUUCUCAAAUUAGAAACUCGCUUUCAGUUACAUAUUUAUGGUACUGUUUAGAUGGGGUUAAUCUCUCUCUUUUCUUUCCCCUUUUUUUCGACCCAAUCUGUAUAUUAUGCUGAAGUUUGAAGUGUGGGGUUGUAUUUCAGUCCUUAGCUGUGGAACCUGUUGGUGUAAAUUUAUUUUUGAUAAAGAAGUCUGGAUGUGUUUUAAUUUUAUAGUUCAGCUCUGCACAUGUUUUUCUUUUUUUGCACAAAAGUCAAUGGUUUUUUAAAAAAAGGAUUCGAAGUCUAUCUGCCAAAUAUUGAAAGAGUUGCAAGCAAAUAUUGAAUUUUUUUUAGUUGAAAAAAGUUGCCAUUAUUACAUCCUUUUUUUUAAAAAAGAAAUAGAUAUAUAAAGAUGCUGGUGAGAGAUACUGGGGGGGAUUGGAAUUGCAAAGGGCAAUUAUUUUCAAUGGUGCCUACACUGUAAAAAAAAAACAGAAAAAGACAUUACUUUUAACUCCUUUGUUUUAAUUUUGAAAGAAAUGUUUGUUAGAGAAGAAGAAAAAAACUUUCGUCGCUCUAUAAGUGAGACACAAUUAGAAAAUUUAUAUCCGUGGAGUCAAAAAAAAGUCAGGACAUAGUUUUUGAAAACAAUAAUGUUGUGGAUUAAAUACAAAAAAAGAUAUUUUUAUAAAUGUACAAGCCGCAAAAGUUGUAAAUACAGUUGAUCUGAAGCUUUACGAAACAACUGCAUUGCCGAGACAGAAGCGUAGUGCUCUUCCCUGUAGCUUUUAGUCCUGUGAAUCUGUUUAUAAAUGAAGCUUCUUUCAUCACUGUUGUUUCUUUGAGGGAGGGGCCAGCGAGGGGCAGCGGAGGAAGGUGGAAAAGUUUAAGAAACGAAAUAAAAUAUUUAAGUUCUGUA
Molecule: messenger RNA, 3633 nt
Organism: Anolis carolinensis (green anole)
Lineage: Eukaryota; Metazoa; Chordata; Lepidosauria; Squamata; Anolidae
Gene: stk26
Product: serine/threonine kinase 26
Exons: 12
Coding region: 420-1670 (416 amino acids)
Biological process (GO): protein phosphorylation; negative regulation of cell migration
Cellular component (GO): cytoplasm
Molecular function (GO): protein serine/threonine kinase activity; ATP binding
Source: RefSeq, a predicted model, not a curated record